UCGUCUCGCGAGACUUGCUAGUGGCCAUCUUGCUUCUACCCCUGAUACAGUCUCCGGACGGGGUCACGGGGACGCUAGGCCCGCUGUCCAGACCCUUGUUGACCAUGCUGUCCCGGGUGGUACUUUCUGCUGCCGCCACAGCGGCCCCCUGUCUGAAGAACGCAGCCCUCCUAGGACCAGGGGUAUUGCAGGCAAAAAGGAUCUUUCACACAGGGCAGCCAAGUCUUGCCCCUCUACCACCUCUUCCUGAAUAUGGAGGGAAAGUACGUCUUGGGCUGAUCCCUGAGGAAUUCUUUCAGUUCCUUUAUCCUAAAACUGGCGUAACAGGACCCUACAUGCUGGGAACUGGGCUUAUCUUGUAUUUCCUAUCUAAAGAAAUAUAUGUGAUUACCCCAGAGACUGUCUCAGCCAUGUCAGUAAUAGGGUUACUUGUCUAUGUAAUUAAAAAAUAUGGUGCCUCCGUUGCAGAAUUUAUUGACAAACUCAAUGAGCAAAAAAUUGCCCAACUAGAAGAGGUGAAGCAAGCUUCCAUCAAACAAAUCCAGGAUGCAAUUGAAUUGGAGAAGUCACAGCAAGCACUGGUUCAGAAGCGCCACUAUCUUUUUGAUGUCCAGAGGAAUAACAUUGCUAUGGCCUUGGAGGUUACUUACCGGGAUCGGCUACAUAAAGUUUAUAAGGAGGUCAAGAGUCGCCUGGACUAUCAUAUCUCGGUGCAGGAUAUGAUGCGUCGAAAGGAGCAAGAGCACAUGAUAAACUGGGUAGAGAAGAAUGUGGUACAGAGCAUCUCCACACAGCAGGAAAAGGAGACGAUUGCCAAGUGCAUUGCGGAUCUAAAGCUGCUCGCAAAGAAGGCACAAGCACAGCCAGUUAUGUAAAUGUAGCUCUCCCGGUUGAGACCGCCACCAACAUUUAGCAGACACUGGUCUAUGACACAGAAUCUUUCUAUACUGCUGUCUGCUAAAAUUACAGUUCACCUGUCUUGAAAAGUUCAAGUUUCAUUUAGUGAGAACUAAGUCUGUUGGUCAGUCAGAUGUUUGUCAUCCUUACUCUGCAUUUUAAGAUGCUCAGUGAUCACUUUUGAAGCAGCAGUUUGCGUUUAUUAAAGUUGGUUGCCUAACUAAAAGUUUCCAAGUUAUAGUUUAAAUUUGUAAUUCUACCAUCUUGCAAUAAAGUGACAAUUGAAACAAGGUUUUUUAAGUUUCAAAAU
Messenger RNA from Castor canadensis (American beaver), 1207 nucleotides. RefSeq names its product ATP synthase peripheral stalk-membrane subunit b (gene Atp5pb). The record is from RefSeq and is a predicted model, not a curated record. Gene Ontology annotation, biological process: proton motive force-driven ATP synthesis. Lineage: Eukaryota; Metazoa; Chordata; Mammalia; Rodentia; Castoridae. Gene Ontology annotation, molecular function: proton-transporting ATP synthase activity, rotational mechanism.